UCCGCCCCCUGGGGCAGGCCGGCCCCGACGGAGUCCGCCGCGCCCCACUCUAGAUGGGACUGAGCACGGCGGCGGCGGAGGCUCCGGGCUCGGGCGGCGGAGGCUGAGCGCGCCCCGCGCGGGGGCGCCGGGCAUGGCCGCGGGCGGGCGGGGGCCGGCCGAGCCGUAGCCGUGGGCCACAGCGCCCUCGCGGGGGGCCGCCGCCAUGGAGCGCCGGUGAUCAUCGCCGCCGCCGCGGAGUCGCCGCCGCGGCCCGCCGGGAAGACAAUGGCCCUGCACAAACUCUGCUCGGUGCUGGAAGUGUUGCUAGUAACAAUCCUUGUAGUGGAAGGGAUUGCCGUUGCACAGAAGACACAAGGUGGGCAAAAUAUUGGAGUGAAUCGCAUUCCUCCUACCCAGUGUGACAACUGGGUACGGACAAGUAAUGGAGGACAUUUUGCUUCACCAAACUACCCUAACAUGUACCCACCAAAUCAAGAGUGCAUCUAUAUCUUAGAAGCUGCUCCACGACAAAGAAUUGAGUUGACCUUUGAUGAACCCUAUUACAUAGAACCCUCAUUUGAAUGUCGGUUUGAUCAUUUGGAGGUUCGAGAUGGACCUUUUGGUUUCUCCCCUCUCAUUAAUCGUUACUGUGGUCUGAAAAGUCCUGCACUAAUUAGAUCAACGGGGAGAUUUAUGUGGAUCAAGUUUACUUCUGAUGAGGAGCUGGAAGGAAAGGGAUUUCAAGCAAAGUACUCAUUUAUACCAGAUCCUGACUUCACUUACCUAGGAGGUAUUUUAAAUCCCAUACCAGACUGCCAAUUUGAGCUCUCUGGAGCUGAUGGAAUAGUACGUUCCAGUCAAGUAGAACAAGAAGGAAAAACAAAACCGGGACAAGCAGUUGACUGCAUAUGGACAAUUAAAGCUACUCCAAAUGCUAAGAUUUAUUUGCGAUUUCUGGACUAUCAAAUGGAGCAUUCAAAUGAAUGCAAAAGAAACUUUGUUGCUGUAUACGAUGGAAGUAGUUCUAUUGAAAACCUGAAGGCAAAGUUUUGCAGCACUGUAGCAAACGAUGUCAUGCUGCAGACUGGGACAGGUGUGGUACGAAUGUGGGCAGAUGAAGGCAGUAGACUAAGCAGAUUCAGAAUGCUGUUCACUUCAUUUGUGGAUCCUCCCUGCUCAGGCAACACUUACUUCUGCCAUAGCAACAUGUGCAUCAAUAAUUCUUUAGUCUGCAAUGGCAUUCAAAACUGUGCAUACCCUUGGGAUGAAAAUCACUGCAGAGAAAAGAAAAAAACUGGAUUGUUCGAACAAAUCACCAAAACUCAUGGAACAAUCAUUGGCAUCACGUCAGGGAUAGUUUUAGUUCUUCUCAUCAUUUCAAUUCUAGUACAAGUAAAGCAACCUCGCAAAAAGGUUAUGGCUUGCAAGACUGCCUUCAAUAAAACUGGUUUCCAAGAAGUAUUUGAUCCUCCACAUUAUGAACUAUUUUCACUAAGGGACAAAGAAAUUUCUGCGGAUUUGGCGGAUUUAUCAGAAGAACUUGAAAACUAUCAGAAAAUGAGACGCCCUUCAACAGCUUCCAGAUGCAUUCAUGACCACCACUGUGGCUCCCAGGCCUCUAAUAUAAAACAAAGCAGGACAAACCUCAGCUCCAUGGAACUUCCCUUUCGCAAUGAUUUUGCGCAGCCUCAGCCAAUGAAAACAUUUAAUAGCACAUUCAAGAAAAGUAGUUACACUUUCAAACAAGCGCACGACUGCCCUGAGCAAGUCAUAGAAGACAGAGUGAUGGAGGAGAUUCCGUGUGAAAUCUAUGUUAGGGGAAGAGAAGAUACAGCACAAGGUUCAUUAUCUAUUGACUUCUAAUUUCCUAGCGAAGGUGGUAUCAGUGUAUAUACAAGAUGCUUGCGUACAAUGACAGUGUAUAUAUUAAAAGUGUACUAUAUGCUGCGUGUGAGAUGCACACACUUUUAGCUUAUUAUACUUCAUUUAGAAAGUCUUCAUAACUAAUUCUUGCUGAAGAAUGGUGGAUUUCCUCCCAUCUUCCCAAGCUACCUAUCUAGUGGAGGAGUCAGACAAAGACUUUGCAUGGAAAUUAUAAGUUAAGGAUAUUGGAAGAAAAAACCAACUACUACUAAUCAUUGAACACUGAAAACAAUGACUACUAUUCUCUUCCUCAUAUCAUUUUCUCUUCUUUAGACGUCUGCUUUUCAAGACAAUUUUAAUACCUCAGUUACAUAAAUAAAAGUAGUUAAGUGCACCAUGUGUAUGUCAACAUAGGUGUCUUAUUGUAUUUGUCAAAUUGAAAGUAGAGUUAGUGUUAAGUGCCAGUUAAGACUCAAGAAUUAUGUUACAGCCAUCUGUUUCAUCUUGCCUACCAUUUAUAUUGCCUUUAAUUAUCAGUUCCUCACUCUAUGCUUUAUGAGAAAUAAGUGAAGAGGAUUACUGCCUUUUAAAAAUAUUGAGUUAUUUUAAUUUUAGUACAUUUGGAAAUAUGUAAUCUUUGCAGCUUUUGGUUAAAACACAAGUAAGUACUCAUGUUAUUCUAGUAGCAGACUCUUACAACAGUUUUCUUUCAAGAAGGUUUAGGAUUUUAAAAUAUUCUGACGUAUAUUAUAGAUCCAUAUGGCUCACUGAUUUCACAGCUCUGUAGUUAGAAAACAAUUUUGUUCCUGUGUUUUCCAAGUAUUUACAUAAAUAGACUGUACUGUACAUUUGUCUCUUAAAAUAGCCUUUUACUCCUUAUUGCAGCCAGUCUUCCCUACUGAAAUCAGUGAUGAUACUUUUAGCUCAUGUCCUUGCCUGAAGAGAACUGCUCAGAGGUCUGUGUGAUUACCAGGUAUAUGAGGAUACUGGAAACAAAAAGAAAUCACAAAGCAACUCUUAUUAACCCUUAUGACACCCUUCUUGUGCCCCUUGUUUCCACUUGCAAAAUUGCACAUUUCAUACCUUUUUUAAUGGUGGUUUGGACCUAAUUUUAAAAUUUUUACAAUAUAAAAAAAAUUUUUAAAAUAUAAUAAUUCUCAUUGUGGUUUUUAAACUUUUUAUAUAGUUUGAUACUGUACAGACUGUUUAUUAAAUCAAAAUCUAGCACCUGUACAGCAGGCUUGUUUCAGUGUCACUGUUAGCAGCUCUGAAUAUCAUGCAGUGGCUGCUGCAUACAUCGUAAUUUGCCAAGAAUACUUAAUACGACUUCCACAUUAGCCUACAUUUUAUUCCCUGGUUUGUUUCGUUUUAUUCUGGUAUUUUGUUUACAGGAAACCUUUCACUAAAGGUGACGUACCAGCUUGCCCUGAGCAUACCCUUUAUUUACAAAUGUAUGUAAAACCAUAGUGCUUGUUGUGCUGACUGUAGUGAAAAAAAAAAAAAAUACGCCCCUAGCAACUGAAAAAUCUUUUCUUUAAAAUAAAAGAUGAACAAUAGCUGUAAUCAUAGAUUUUCAUUAGAAUGACAAAUUCUUUUACAAAUGCUUAGAAUGUAAGAAGUUUGCUGGGGGGGGGUGUGGGAAUUGUGUAUCUUUAACACUUCCCACCUUCAAAAUUAAUCCUGUCUGAUUUCUAGAAAGAACUUAAUCAGAAGCUCAUAGAUCAGACCCCUAAGGCUGUAUCCUGGUGUCAGUUUUUGUGCUGCUCCCAGAAUAUAUUUCAACUCAAAAGAAUGAAAAUGGGCAUUAUUUUUAGAUGCACUUCAUGUAGAAGAUAAGUGUUAAAAAAAUCUAGUUAAUUUUUACUUGAAAAUUUUUGAAUAUUUAAUUAAAACAUUUCUUGACAGAUUUCAUUUACUUCUCAUUGAUUUCAGUAAUAAAUAUCUCACCAUGACCUAUGUGAUACAGAAUGUUAUUUGUGACAGUCUGUUAGCUUCAGAUUCUUUCAACAAGUCAUACAUAGUUUUGCACUGGUCAUUUUUAUCCAUAUAACUUGUAAGUGCUAGGUUUGCAUGAUUAAAUUUUCUUUUUAAGAUAUGUUUGUCCAUGUGAUAAAAAUAAUGUGAUCCCUAUUCUUUCCUAAGUUAUGUUGUCUUUGAACAGUAAACCUGUAAUAAUAAAACAAAUAGCAAGCCUGCAAAGCCCAAGUCUGUGGAAAAAAGGUCAAAAGCUCUACUGAAGAAGUUCCCAAAUGGGCUGUAUAAUAUUUCAGUUGCUGUUGUAACUUUCUGAUUACAUGGUCAGAACACAGCUGCUUUUUGGCCAGAGCAUACAGAUGAGCUCCCAUAACCAGUCACGUCUUCUGUGCGUAACUUUUUCCCAAUUUCCCUGAGCCCAGGUCUGCAAGCUUCACUUUCCCCCCUUCCUUGCUGUCUAAUCUGUUUUUUUGUCUUUAGGAUAAAUAAAGACAAGAUACUCCUGCCUAGUUAACACCUGCUCCCAAUUCCCAAUACCUGUUCCCAAUGCCCAGUACAGAGCAAAAACUCUCCUGGAGGGAGCUUUUCAUUAUUUCCGUAAUAGCAGACCCAACCCGUACUGUGGCAAUAGCUGUACACUUGAACAGAUCUGCAAGAGAAACCCAAAGCAAUAAUGAUUUCUAUAAGCUUCUGUAAGUAGUAAGGGCAGGAAAAUGAAAUAUCAGUGUGUGUUUUAUUAGAAGCAAGGUGACAUUAACAUUGAACCUAAAAAUCUGAAAGGAAAACUUGUGCAUGGUGUGUUUAAAAAAUAACGUCUAUAAAUCUCAUUGUAAUGCUGGGUUCAGUUACUUAGCUGUACUUUAAGAAAUGAGUGGUAACUAUUAGAGCCAUAAUUCCACUUCCAGUAUAAUCAAAUUCCCUCCAUUACAAAGAAAAACUAACCGAGUGGACUGCUAGGUAUCACUCAGCGUGCAGAAAGCUGACAUUUUCAGCAGAAGAAUCUAGUAUUGGUUUUGCAGUCUCAAUCCAGUUGGAGCUGAUGUUGUGGUCUUUAAACUUUUCUUUGGCAUUAUCAAAAAACAUCACCUUUCAUAUUCUUGCAAUAUCUAAGUACUGUUAGCCUGUUUCCAUGUCUCCAUCUUAAAUCCAUAUAUUUCUAGGAGCAUCCUGAUUUUGCACUUAAUUGUACCCAUACCUCUGAUAACCUCUGUUAACACUGAAUGCUCAUAAGCAAAGAUAUGUUCCGUAGACACACAUUGACCAGGAAAAGACCAAGAGCAUUAACUGCUUUUUGGUAUUUAAUAAUUCAUUUUUGCCUUUUAUCAUAGUAGCUUAGACAUCAAACUAUCUAACAUGAAGAAGGAUUUGUUGUAGAUAAAAGUUGUAGACAUAAACCUACAGGCCAACACAAAAAUAAAAGUGACUGAGAACCAUGAUUCUUGAGUUCUGCAUUUACCAAUAUGAUGACAGUGGUAUAGGAAACAGACUUAACGCUGUUGCUGACUGAAAUGUUUCAGCGAUCACAGAAAUACUAAUUUGUACUUAAAAUGCAUGAGAUUCUCUUGUCUGCUAUAGACAAGAUGACCUCAUAGUGCAUGCAGAUUAUAAUGGCAUAUUAUAAGAAUUACUGUCUAUUUUUACUAAACCAAUACAAAGAAAGGUUACAAAAAGAGCUGUCAUUGACUUACAGGAAAAGUUGCUUGUCAUGUGAAAACUUCACAGAACUUAAGGCAUUAAAAUACACUUUGUUUUGUUUUUUACUUGGUACAGAGAAUUCUGUGCAUUAGCAGCAGAUCUGCUAAAUGUGGAAAAAAAGACUUGCCUUAUUUUCAAAUCAAUUUAGUUCUUAAUAUCAAUGAUCAUAACAACAUUUAAGUUUCCAAACUAUUUGAGUAUAAUCCUUUAUCUAAAAAGCUACCAAUAGCAAAAGUAAUAAAAAAAGAUCUUAACACCUAUACCUGAGAAGCCAAGAGUAAAUUAGUGCUUGAAAUGGAACAACUUAAUUCAUAUGGAUAUACUGAAACAUAGCUACAGUUUGAUCCUCUUGUAUGGUCAGUCUCUAUGUAUGUGUUCACAGUAAAACUCAGUCAAAUCUAUUUACUUUAACAUGUCCUUAUUUCAAAAUCGAUGUAUGAGCCCUAUGAUUGCUCAGGUCUGUAGACUGUUUACCAAAACAAGAUUCCUAAUCUAUGUCAGCCUAAAAGAUAAGCUGAUUUUAUAUUCUUUGAGAUCACACUAUUACAACUGAAUAUUAAUUAUAAUGGGAAAAAGAAUUUUAAAAUAAAAAACUUUUGAGUUGA
This is a messenger RNA of Aquila chrysaetos chrysaetos, 6119 nucleotides long. RefSeq names its product neuropilin and tolloid like 2 (gene NETO2). Lineage: Eukaryota; Metazoa; Chordata; Aves; Accipitriformes; Accipitridae. The coding region runs from base 268 to 1845 and encodes 525 amino acids. The record is from RefSeq and is a predicted model, not a curated record. The transcript is spliced from 9 exons. Gene Ontology annotation, molecular function: protein binding.